This is a messenger RNA of Carassius gibelio (silver crucian carp), 1707 nucleotides long. Its product is annotated as homeobox protein vex1-like. Gene Ontology annotation, cellular component: nucleus. NCBI's taxonomy places the organism in Eukaryota, Metazoa, Chordata, Actinopteri, Cypriniformes, Cyprinidae. Gene Ontology annotation, biological process: spinal cord motor neuron cell fate specification; neuron projection morphogenesis; endocrine pancreas development. Gene Ontology annotation, molecular function: sequence-specific double-stranded DNA binding. The transcript has 3 exons. The record is from RefSeq and is a predicted model, not a curated record. The coding region runs from base 246 to 1124 and encodes 292 amino acids.
GACGUUUCCUUUGAUCCGGGGCGAAGUGAAUUGUAAAUGAGCUGGGAUUAGCCCUAUAAAUACUUAAGCCCUACACUGGAGGUGUUGAUCAGUGAACUCAAAGCAACGCUUGCCAGAACACAAACACACAUCUGACUCACUCAGUCACAGGACUUCUGCUGGAAACUCAUCUUUAGGAAGAAGAACUCCACAACUGCCUUGUGUCAAACCGGAUAUCUGGAUUUGGACACAGUUGGUUCGCUAAAAUGAAGGGGCAUUUUUCCAUCGAGUGGCUUUCUCAAAGCAGCCAGACCUUGGCAUCCACACUUCGCUUAAACUCUUGGGUUUCUCCCGGCCAGGAUGUCCCGAACACCUCUGGCACUGCAUCUGAGAGCCUUCCUGGCUUUUACAGCAGACGGAGACCGGAAAACAUGGAGAAUCAGGAGAAACGUAUGGAGCCAGCACAGUCCGGAAACAGUUUGUUGUGUACAUCUACGCAAGAGACUGGGUCAAAUGAGAAUAUCGUCCAGCAACACACUUACGCCUCAGAGCCAGGCUUCAGCAGCAGCACGGAGGAGGAGGAGACAUCAGGGUACGAGAGCGAGGGGGGCCCCUCUCUCUCACCCGGGGCCCCUAAAGCACCGGUCCCAUCAGUGUCUCCCUCUAGUGGCCGCAGACCCCGAACCGCCUUCACCGCGGAGCAGAUCAACAGUCUGGAGAAAGCCUUUAAGAGGAACGCUUAUCUUGGAGCCCAGGACAAAGCUGAGCUCUGCAAAAGACUAAAUCUGUCUGACAAACAGAUCAGAAACUGGUUCCAGAACCGACGCAUGAAGCUGAAACGGACCGUUCAGGACAGUCUGGCUCACGCCUGCCAGGUCAAGGUGGCAUCGCAUAUGAUGCAUUACUCCGAUCUGCACAGUUUCCGUGCCGCUCCGUAUCCCAGCUACUACCCGGCGGUUCAGGAGAGCCCAUCUUACGGCCCGGGAUUCAUCUACAGCCCUGCUGCUUCCGGGGGCCUGCCGACCCUUCCUGUGGAGGCCCUGUAUCGGUACAGCACCCUACAGAGCCUUCCUGUCCAUCCCAGCAACCCGUCCAUGAUGAGUCCAUACCAGCCCUGUCACUCACAGUACUACAACACUCAGUGACACGAGACGAGAAUUGCAUUUGUGAAUACAGGGUGAAGUGCAAUAAAAAUGUGUCAUAUAUAUAUAUAUUUUUUUUUUCCCGUUUUAUUUAAAUAUGAUUGAAAAGUUGUAUUCCGUUCAUGUCUAUGUGUACAAAAGGAGUGUAUAAAUAAAUCAUUUUCUAUUUGACUUCACUGAAAGGUGAAGUGCGUCAUUACAGACUAUUGUUAAAAAGUUUAUCUUUAUGAUUUUAAUUAAUCAGAGAAGGAUUGUUCAAAAAGUGAAUGUAAAGACUAUAAUUCUAUGCAAAAUUUAUAUUUCAAAUCAAUUCUGUUCACUUGAACUUUCUGUUUAUCGAACUGUUUUUAACACUGAUAAUCAGAAAUUUCUGAAGGAUCAUGUGACACUGAAAACUGGAGGAUGAUGCUGAAAAUACAGAUUUGCCAUCUCGGGAAUUACAUUUUAUUUUAAACUAUUCAAAUAGAAAACAAUUAUUUGAAACUGCAAUGAUAUUUUGUAUCAUUACCAUUUUAAAUAUAAUAGAUGUAGUCUUGGACUUUUUCAAAAAACAUUAAAAAGUUUAACAGACCCUAACACUUAAAAA